AUGGAAUCAAAAUCUUUAUCAACUAAUACACCUAAUUCAGUGAAAUUUUUAAUCGGUGGUAUAGCCGGAAUGUCUGCAACUAUGUUUGUUAAUCCAUUAGAUCUAGUAAAAAAUCGAAUGCAAAUGAGUGGUGCAGAAGGUAGUAUUAGAGAAUAUAAAACAACUUUUCAUGCAAUAACAACAAUAUUUCGUAAUGAAGGUAUUCGUGGAUUAUAUGCAAGUCUUUCAGCUGGUUUAUUACGUCAAGCAACAUAUACAACAGCUCGUUUAGGUGUAUAUCAAAUUUUAUUUGAACGUUUUCGUGAAUUAGAUGGUCGUCCGCCACGUUUUUUUAUUAAUCUUCUUUUGGGUAUUGUUAGUGGAGGUUUAGGUUCAUUUAUUGGUACACCAGCUGAAGUAGCAUUAGUUCGAAUGUCACUUGAUGGACGAUUACCAAUUGAGGAAAGAAGAAAUUAUAAGCAUGUAUUUGAUGCUCUUAUUCGUAUAAUACGUGAAGAAGGUAUCUUAAGAUUAUGGCGUGGUGCUAUACCAACAGUAACACGAGCUAUGAUUGUUAAUGCUGCUCAAAUGCCAACUUAUUCACAAGCUAAACAACUUCUAAUUUCUAAUGAUAUUAUGCAACAAGGUUUACCUUUACAUGUUGUAGCAUCAUUAAUGGCUGCACUUAUUACAACAACUGUUUCAUUACCAGUUGAUAUUAUUAAAACACGUUAUCAGAAUAUGAAAGUUAUACAAGGAAAACCUGAAUAUAAUGGAAUAUUAGUAAGUGAUUGGUACCACUGUCUUAUUCAGAAAAAUGAAAUAGAACCUUUUGUUUUAAUUAAUAAGGAUGUCUUCCAACGAAUUCUUCAUAAAGAAGGUGCAGUAAGUUUUUGGAAAGGUUUUACUCCUUACUUUUCACGUCUUGGUCCUCAUACAAUUCUUACAUUUAUAUUUAUUGAACAAUUAAAUAUUCAAUAUCAAAAACAUAUACUGAAAAAUCAAGUCUACUCAUCAACUUUAUAA
Adineta steineri is the source of this 1005-nucleotide messenger RNA. The record is from the annotation of a GenBank genome assembly. Lineage: Eukaryota; Metazoa; Rotifera; Eurotatoria; Adinetida; Adinetidae.